This is a messenger RNA of Neolamprologus brichardi, 7541 nucleotides long. It is a transcript of the gene sall1a, whose product is annotated as spalt-like transcription factor 1a. Gene Ontology annotation, molecular function: DNA-binding transcription factor activity, RNA polymerase II-specific; RNA polymerase II cis-regulatory region sequence-specific DNA binding. Gene Ontology annotation, cellular component: nucleus. The record is from RefSeq and is a predicted model, not a curated record. Lineage: Eukaryota; Metazoa; Chordata; Actinopteri; Cichliformes; Cichlidae. Gene Ontology annotation, biological process: regulation of transcription by RNA polymerase II.
GUAACCCAACGCUCCUUUUAUGCAACCACCGUGAAUUUUUCUUUCUUUUAAGCGAUGUUUUUAUUUUGUCCGCGGUCAACUCUCACUGUUAAGGAAGACUUUGAAUUGGAGUUUAUGCUGUUUUUUUUUUGUUGAUUUCUUUACAAAUUCAAGUGACUUCUUGAUGAAAGUAUGUUCGACUUUUAACAAAAGUUGAUGCACCGAUUUUCCACGAAUUUCCCAUUAUUCAAGUACCAAGAACAAUUUGGGGUAACUUGACAUUUCUGCGCUGAUUAUUUCAUUAUCAGGGGUUAAAACUCGGUUCUAGGCGGUUAAUAAGUUAAAUAUAAGAACGCAGAUAUGGUGCGUUUUCUUUGGGUUUGAGCUCGGUGUGACUUAAAAGUUUCAAAAGUUUUUAGUCUUAACUUUAGCGCGUUUAAAAUAAAUAAAUAAUCGCUCCGCUCGCACGCAGGCUUCCCUGCGUUCAGCGGUCGGCGUCUUGCCUCGACAUCGACCACCCUGUCGUCCCUGUCGGGACUCCCAACUUUUCUUUGGUACCGGACCCACAAAUACCGUAUUCCGUGUGCUUCAACGUUGCGCUGCAAACUCGUACAGAUAUUUCCUUCUUUUAUGAAAAUAUAUCAACAGUCUACGCCAUGGCUUGUUACUCUUUUUUUUAAGUAAGAUGAAAGGAGGACAGAGUGCGCCGGAGAACGUUAAUGAACAAACAUCUUUCCCAGUCUCUUUAGUUUACCCGUCUUUAGGCAAUUUUUUUUCUUAUAAAAAAGAAGAAGAAGAAGAAAACAAAUAUUUGGGAAACUGAAGUUUUGUCUCGGCCAUUCUGUCUCCACAAAUACACAACCGAUUAGUCUAAAAGAUAGUUUCAUGUCCAUAUAGAUUUCCUAAUUUUAACUUGCGGACUUGUAGCCAAUGCGACCAUCUUACACCUUUGAAAAAACUGCAGUAAGAAUGCUUUGUUAGAAAUGUGGUGCCUAAAAUGUGAAAUGAGUUUGUACAAAGUGGCAUUCAGGACUUUGCAUGAGCUCUCAGAGUUUCAGAGGCCAACAUAAGCCAGUAAAGUUAUAAUUAAUUGCAAGCUGCUUUGUUUUUGUAGAAAAGGGGAAUAUUCGAGCCAAACAAGACACUAAUAAAACUGCGUUUCAGAUCACUGUAGAAUAGUUAUAAAUAAAGCUUUCAUUUCGCUACAGGACGUUGCAGCGUGUAUUUUUGUUGACCGACUUUUCAGUCAUGCGUUCAUUAGGAGGAAAAAAAAUAUCCAUUAAUAUUUUAAGUAAUUUCAUAAAUGUUCAUAAAUGGAAAGAAGCCCCGACUUUGUUAUUCCGCGCAGUGUGAUCGAAUUUUGCCGCACAAAAUUUAUACUUUCUGCAAUUUAAAAAUAAAUACAUCUUUUGAUUUAAAAUUUUAGAAAAAUGGCCUGCAGAUUUCAUGCGAGCAAAUAAAAAUUUCUAUGCAGCACACUGUGUUUAGCACAACCUGAAAAGCAUGUGCAUUUAAAAUAAAUAUUCCUUUCGGGAGAAAGUCACGCAUUGAAACGCUGUUUCACGUGAUUUUAGGAACUUGAUGAUUAAUGCAAAACCUAGUCUAUCCCUGAGUGCUGUUUCUUUCCCCUAAAUUUCCUUUAAAUCUAAUAAAGGGGAGUGAGGGAAAGUCACUUGUUUCAACAACCCAUCUGCAGAAUGCAAAAAUUCCUAAUUAUGUCUAGGCCAUAUGCUAAAAUAGUUGCAAGUGUCUUGUGUAUGUAAUUAUAAGAGUAUGACCAUGUUGUCUUUAAGUUUUGGAUUAUUUAGCUGAAGCAGUGCUCAUUAUAAAUGAGUUGUGUGUCUUUCUAGAGUGUUCUGGUAGCAGAAAGGGAAACAGAAAGUCAUUGUAUUUGUAGCUGAAUAUCAGUGAUGCUCAGGGCUGUAGUUACUGGGAGGUCGGAGUGAGAGCCACAGAGGGUGGGAUGUUGAGCUGUUUUAACCUUUGCCAGCGUCCCUCUGUUUGGAGGUGAUCAGAGUUCAGGGCUCACUGUGUUCCUCUCUGCCUUGCCAUUGACCCUGCUGAUGAGAGCUGCAGGCGGCCCAGCAAGGCCUCAGCUUUUUUAUUUAAGAGUGUGUUUGACUGUGGGGCCUUAUCAAUGUUGUGACCAUCCCCUUAUGCCCUAUCAGAGUGGCCCCCCUAGAGGAGAGAUUGGCAGGGCAGCCCCCUUUUGCGCUGUUUCUCCCUGCAAACACAGAGUGCCUCGCUUGUCAUUUUGCCAUUGUUUAUGUGGUGUGAGUUUAGGUGUAGCCUGAAGGACUUGCUUUGCCUUUUUCCCUCCCCUUAAGCUUUAACCAUGUCACCGGGGCAGAGCUUCUGAGAUUUGAAUCUUGUCCUGGACCACGGCAGCUUUAGUGGAACCCCAUCUAGUGUUCAGUGGGAUGAGUCCUGAGGGCUGGAGAAGAUGUGAGCAGAAACCCUCCUGAAGUUACAAGUGUCAAGACGCUCACAGAGGCCCCCUGCGAAAAAAUAAUGGGACACAGAACUUUGCUCCGAGGACCCCCCCUGCAAGGAGUCAGACGCCCAUGUCUGUAGCAGAUGUUGUGCUGAGUUCUUUGAACUAUCAGAUCUUGAGGAACACCAGAAGAAUUGCACUAAGAAUCAGUUAGUUCUGAUAGUGAAUGAAAAUCCUGCCUCCCCUGUCGGAACUUUCUCGCCUGGGUCUCCUCCUCAUAAUCCCGAUGACCAGAUGAAUGACACAGCUAAUAACACUGAUCAAACAGAGGGCAGUGAACUUUUGGAGCCUAACACUCUUGAAAAAGACGAAUCCAUGGACGUGGACGUUUCCGGAAUGAGCAGUGGUCACGAAGAGGACGGCAGUCAUACAGAGAGCGGAAGCCCUAUUAAUACAGUCAGCAGCCAUGCUGAUAGAGGCACUUCUGGCCCCGCAGUAGGUACUUCAGCUAUCUCUGCCUCACUACCUCAGCUCAGUAACCUAACUGAACUGGGGAACUUCUCCAUGAUCAACAGCAAUGUCAUAAUUGAAAAUCUGCAGAGCACCAAAGUGGCUGUGGCCCAAUUCUCCCAAGAAGCCCGUUCGACUGGAGGACCAAGGGUGGCCGUGCCAGCACUAAUGGAGCAGCUCUUAGCCCUGCAACAGCAACAGAUCCACCAGCUGCAGCUUAUUGAACAGAUUCGCCAUCAGAUACUGCUACUAGCCUCCCAGUCACCAGAAAUACAGGUACCUCCAACUUCUGCUCCCGGCACAAUGGGGCCAGCUGCCAGCCCCUUGACCACACUCAGCUCACAUCUCUCUCAACAGCUGGCGGCAGCCGCAGGCCUAGCACAGAACCUGGCCAGCCAGUCGGCCAGUAUUAGCAGCAUAAAGCAGCUGGCUGCAGCAGCACAGCUACCUCAGUCCAACCCAAGCAGCAGUGAGACAUCUCAGAGCAUUACCACACUGGGGCCAUCAACAAUCAAUCCCCAAUCCUCUGACAAAAGGCCCACUCAUAUGAGUAGCCUUCAUUCUCAACUAAGCAGCUCCUCACUAGCAAAGUCGUCGACGCCAGCAUUUGGAAUAGGUAGCUUGUUAAGCUCGGCCGUGAAUCCCCUUCUACCUCAACCCCCACCUGGAAAUCCCAUUUUCUCCAGUUCUCUUCCCAGUGUUGGCACCACUGUAGAGGACCUCAACUCUUUAGCAGCUUUGGCCCAGCAGAGAAAAGACAAGCCGCCAAAUGUCAGUUCAUUUGAGCAUAAGAGCAGCUCUGAUGAUGCUUUCUUCAAACAUAAGUGCAGGUUUUGUGGCAAGGUGUUUGGGAGCGACAGUGCCUUGCAAAUUCACCUGCGCUCACAUACUGGUGAGAGACCCUACAAGUGUAAUAUCUGUGGCAACCGGUUCUCCACUCGUGGUAACCUGAAGGUGCAUUUUCAGCGUCAUAAAGAAAAAUACCCUCAUAUCCAGAUGAACCCUUACCCUGUUCCUGAGCAUUUAGACAACAUACCAACAAGCACUGGCAUUCCAUACGGCAUGUCUAUACCACCUGAGAAACCUGUGACCAGCUGGCUUGACAGUAAACCAGUUUUGCCUACUCUGACAUCAUCAGUCGGCAUGCUGCUACCACCAACCAUGCCAAGCCUGCCACAUUUCAUCAAAAAGGAAGAUCAUUCAAUAGCCAUAACUAGUCCUUCUGUUACUGCAAAGAGUGACUCAGGUGCCACUGAGCCUUCAGCUAAAAGUAAUGAUGGUGUAUCUGAAGAGGGUGAAGGUGCAACACUGCCUACCUCAAAUGGAAAAACUGACGAAGGCAGCAAGACUUCGGGUCUCAUGACAAAUGUGAGUUGUGCAUCAGAAAGCAUUGCAGAGUAUACGACUUCUACCAGCCCACCCAUGAUGACCAACCCACUCAUGCCCCUUAUGUCUGAUCAGUUCAAGGCUAAGUUCCCUUUUGUAGGCAUUCUGGAUCCUCUCCAGGGAUCGGAGACAUCCAAGUUACAACAACUUGUGGAGAACAUUGAUAGAAAGGUGAAAGACCCAAAUGAAUGUGUCAUUUGCCACCGGGUGCUGAGCUGCCAAAGUGCACUGAAAAUGCACUAUCGCACUCACACUGGGGAACGGCCCUUCAAGUGUAAAAUCUGUGGCAGGGCAUUUACCACCAAGGGAAAUCUUAAAACCCACUACAGUGUUCAUAGGGCCAUGCCUCCUCUUAGAGUUCAACACUCCUGUCCCAUUUGUCAGAAGAAGUUCACAAAUGCUGUCGUUCUGCAGCAACAUAUCCGUAUGCAUAUGGGUGGGCAGAUCCCCAACACCCCUCUGCCAGAGAGUUAUCCAGAGUCCAUGGCUUCUGAUACUGGUUCAUUUGAAGAGAGAAACUUUGAUGAUCUUGACAACUUUUCUGAUGACAACACUGAAGGAAUGGAAGAGGGUCCAGACAGCAGUGUGCCAGAUACACCCAGAUCUGCUGAUGCUUCCCAUGACAGUCUAUGUAACUCCCCAGCUCCCCCUGAAAUGGCUAUCCAGGAAGGGCAAGAGAGGAAUGGCCAAGAAUAUCAUAAUGAAAUGCAGGAACAUAAUGUGAUCCAGAUGAAGGCUAUUGCAAAUGGCUUAAUUGAAGGUGACUGUCUCACCAAUGACUCCUCAUCUCUGGGAGGUGAUGUUGAAAGCCAAAGCGCCGGGAGUCCAGCGGUGUCAGAAUCUACCUCCUCCAUGCAGGCGCCAUCACCCACUAGCAUGCAGCCACAACCACACAAAUCCCCGAGCCUCGAAGAAAGGCACCAAAGGGCCUUAUCUUCAGACCCCACCAGUAUAAGCCUCUUGCACUCACAUCCCUCCAACCUUGGAGCCCUGGACCUGACAUCUGUCAAUUCACCAAAAGACCCUUUGGGCAUGAUUUUCCCCUUCCGUGAGCGUAGCACCAUCAAGAAUACAUCCUGUGACAUCUGUGGGAAGACCUUUGCUUGUCAGAGUGCCUUGGACAUUCACUAUCGAAGCCAUACCAAAGAAAGACCAUUUAUUUGCACGGCAUGUAACAGGGGUUUCUCCACCAAGGGCAAUCUCAAGCAGCAUAUGCUAACACAUCAAAUGCGAGACCUGCCCUCACAGCUAUUUGAGCCAUCAAAUACCAGCCUGUCCUCCAGCCCAACUCCUUCUCUUCUAUCUGUCGGUUCUCUAAGCAAACCAGAAGUCAAUGGUUUCCUUCAUAACCUUCAUCCGGAAAACAAGGAGGUACCCCCUGGCUUGGUCACAUCAUCUGCCUCAACAUCCCCAGUGCUUUCCACUGCUCCACCACGCAGGACUCCCAAGCAACACUUCUGCAAUACCUGCGCAAAGUGUUUCUCCUCCGCCAGUGCUCUGCAGAUCCACGAGAGAACCCACACAGGGGAGAAACCCUUUGCCUGCAGCAUCUGCGGCCGAGCUUUUACCACCAAAGGAAACCUCAAGGUUCACAUGGGCACCCACAUGUGGAACAGCGCUCCUGCCAGACGUGGCCGCAGGCUCUCCGUAGAUGGCCCGAUGGCCUUCCUUGGCACCAACCCAGUCAAGUUUCCCGAGAUCUUCCAGAAGGACAUGGCAUCAAGGGCAAGCAACGGAGACCCGACCAGUUUCUGGAAUCAGUAUGCUGCGGCCUUCUCCAAUGGUCUCGCAAUGAAGACAAAUGAAAUUUCUGUCAUCCAGAACGGAGGCAUCCCACCCAUGUCAGGUGGUGUCGGAAAUGGGGGCAGCUCUCCCAUAGGUGGCCUGACAGGCAGCCUAGAUAAGCUACACAACACGGAGCCCAAUGCUGCUCUGGCUGGUCUGGAGAAAAUGGCCAACACAGAGAAUGGGGCCCACUUCCGGUUCACACGCUUCAUGGAGGACAAUAAAGAAAUUGCCACCAAUUAGUAUAUGUCCUCAACUGGGCACAGACACAUAAAGAUGCCUAAAGGCAUACUGUACACAUAUGUAGACACAGACAGAGGAAGAGAACAAGACAGGGAUAAAAUCAGCUGAACUGCUUUGCUCGCCAUUGAAUCUUUACGAACAUGAGUGUGAAGACAAGUUGCUUUUUUUGUACAAUGUACAUGUUAUAGUUUUAAGGAGCUUAUUUAUUAGUGAUUAUAACCUUGCUUGAAACCAAGUGGAAGCAUUAACAAUUAGGUUUUGUUUAUUUUAAAGCCACAAUGGGUGCUUUAAAAAUGUGCUUUUGAAACUUAGAAUAUCUGGUUAGAUAACCUUACCUUGGCAUUAAGUUAUUUUCUGUCUGUAGUAGCUAUAAUUGAACUGUCUAUGUUCAUGUGAUGCAUUAGCCCUGUAAUAAGCGAACAGACUUGCUGUAAAUAAUGUACACUGAUCUUCUGUAGAUGGUCUAACAUCUGUGUGUUCAUGAAUCCCCCCCACCCCGCCUCAUCAAGACAAAACAAUGAAAUUCAGGCAAGGGACUAAAUGAUGUUGUAGUUCCUUUCUUUCCGAUUAUUAUUUACCUUUAUCUUAUUUAAGGAAGACAAAACAUUGAAGUUUGCUACAUUUCAAGGGUUUAUUUAGUGUUAAUUUGUUUUCUUGUUACAGUCUCUGUGUAUUGUACUUUCUACUUUUUUUGUUUACUUCCAUUUUUUUUCUUCUAUCUUCUGUUGCUCAUAUUUUGGUGUUGUUGAGAGCAAGAUGGUUACAAAUAGAGGAACAUUCAGUCUGGCCUGUUUCCUGGUUUUUGGAACUGAGACAGCUAAUCAAAUUGGAAGGAUCACUUUUAGUAUCUGAGCUGGAUUUCCACAUUGCUGCUAUGUCCCAGCAUCCUCACUGACAUCAAGUGCAAAGUUAUGUGUUGAAGCUUCUGUAAAUAUGUUCAGAUGUGGAAAUACAAGCUCCCUUGCAAGAAAAUGUACAUAAAGCUCUCACAAGAAGUCCAUCACGGCCAGGGGACAAAAUGAUAGUGUUUUUAUAAGUAUAAAUAUAUAUCGGGUUUGACAACCUUCGGACUGUUACAUGCACUUUCUUGGAAAGUUGGAAGAUCUUUAUGGGUCCAGUUUCUCUACACUUUAAUACCUACUAACAACUAAGAUACUGUAAUUCUUUACUCUAAUAAUCAAAUACAUCAGUUUUCCAAAAGAAA